Messenger RNA from Rubroshorea leprosula, 1854 nucleotides. The record is from the annotation of a GenBank genome assembly. Lineage: Eukaryota; Viridiplantae; Streptophyta; Magnoliopsida; Malvales; Dipterocarpaceae.
CCCCACCUCUAUAAAAAUUCUUUCAAGACAUGGACUCAAGUUUCUUCAGCCUCAUCUGAGAGAAAGCAAACAGGGAGUCUUAAAAAGUUUUAGGCAAAGGCUUGUUUGGGAGCGUAAACAAGGAACUUGACAAAGUGAAGGGAGAAAGUGAAAGAGAAGGGAAAGGAAAGGACACAGAUUUUUUUGAGGGGGUUCUUUGGAAGGUUUGAAUUAAUUGAAGUGUUGGUUGCAGGAAAACUGAAUCAUUCAGUGCAACAAAUGAUGGCUGGAAACCCUAGUUGGUGGAGCAUGCAUCCACUUUCAGAACAGCCUUCUACCUUGCUAUCUCCAUCUCCUUCCUUUUUUCCUCCUCAGUUUGUAGUUGGAUCUUCAACACAUCCCCAGAAUUCUUCUUUGGCUGAUCAUAACCAAGAGCUUCCACAGUCAUGGAGCCAACUACUCCUGGGUGGAUUGUCCAGUGGGGAAGAAGAUAGGUUUGGUCAGCUGAGUCAUUUUCAGCCGAGAAAGUUGGAAAAUUGGGAAGACCAAAUCCUGAAUCCAUCCUCCAGGGUUCCUUUUGUUGAUGUAAAGCAAGAGGUGUCCCAAAAUAGCAACGUGUACGGUCAUGGAGAUGAAGAAUUCCAAGCACCAAGACCUGCAGCUAAUUGGCCACAAAUCAUGCCAGUUUCUUCUCCCAGAUCUUGUGUUACUAGCUUGAGCAGCAAUAAUAUGUUAGACUUCUCUUAUAACAAGUCAGAUGGAUCCAAUAAGCAUCCUGCCGCAGAUCAUUCAUCUGAGUGUAAUAGUAAAGCCACUGGUGGGGCGUCCAAAAAGCCGAGGGUUCAGCCAUCUUCAAGCCAACCGCCCCUAAAGGUGAGAAAGGAGAAGCUGGGAGAUAGAAUAACAGCCCUUCACCAGUUAGUCUCCCCAUUUGGAAAGACUGACACUGCUUCUGUGUUGUUAGAAGCUAUUGGGUAUAUCAGAUUCCUUCAGGGUCAAAUUGAGGCCCUUAGCUCUCCUUACUUAGGCACUGCAGCAUCAACAAACAGCAGAAACCAACAUUCUGUUCAAGGAGGAAAGAAUUGUGCAUUUUCUGAAGAGGCAGGACAGGUAAGCUUUAUUGGAUCCAUCACCUCACAAAAAGCAAGCAGGGGAAGGCCAAAGGAGAGGGGAGUGUAAUUUUGUUUUGAUUAAAAAAGCUAGCAUCUAUUAAAACUAUUUUAUUCAUAGAAGAAAAGCAAUAAUAUUGAAAGAACAAGGUUCUCAGCUUUAUAUACUUUUCCAUCAACAAAAGUUUAAUUAAAUUAACAUAAUUUAGAGGUGCAUAAUUAAGAUUGGUCCAUAGAAUCAAAAAAAUUAAAACAGAGUUGAAAAUGUGAAACUACAAAUGCUUUUCCCCCCAUCCCCUCCUUUACCUUUUCAUUUUUUCCUUUUUAAUUUGCAUACCUGCCUCACUUACAUAUGACUAAACUAUUUGCAGGAUGUCCAAGAUAAGCCAAAGGACUUGAGGAGUAGAGGGCUGUGUUUGGUUCCGGUGUCGUGCACUCAGCAGGUUGGAAGUGAAAAUGGUGCUGAUUACUGGGCUCCGGCUUUUCCAGGAGGGUUUUAAGUCUUCAUUUGUGUUUUGAUGCACGAAUUAGCUCUAGUUUGCCCAUAAAACUCAGGUUGGAUGGCCAUGCAAUGCAGGUCUUCGGUCCCCGAUCAGAAAAUCAAAUGUUAUAACAUCAUGAGCAGCCACCCUGCUGCAAUAUCUAAGGCUGAUUGCUCAUGAUGCUAUGCAUUCUGGACCCAAAAAAUGGUUGUUGUUUUCCAGGAUAGUUUCUAUUAUUUUUAUUUGAGGGCGUAAAGCUCCUUAUAUAAAUUAGUACGUGAUUU